AUGUCAGCUACCCAUAAUCCACUGGUCCAUUGUCUCGAUCGACUCAAUCUGGGCGACGAUCCCUCCUUACGUGCACGUGCAGAGAGUGUCUAUGGUCAAUGCGCCAAGGUGCCUACCAAGAUCUUUGAUAUGGGACCCAAUUGCAGACCUGUGGUUGCCAUUCAGCUGGCAUGUGAAAGCUUGUCUCAACAUCAAGGGUGGGAUACCAAGUUAGCUGCACAGCUUGCUGGAUGUACCAAGCGACAAUACGAGAAUACCGUGAGCACCGUACGCAAGAGUCUCAACCUGCAACCGAAUGUAUCGCUCGACUCGUUGGCAGUGGCGUUUGGAUGUACGACCAUGUUGUCCAAGAUCACUCGUGUUUGGGACGAUUUCAGCAAGGAGUACCUAUCCACCAUUCCUCGAGCACAACGUACACAAGCAUCUCGUGAGUUGAAUGAUGUGCCUGCAUGGAAAGGAGCCCUCUUUUUUACAUGUGCAAAGACAUUAGGGCAAAAUAUCGGCAAGACGAAGCUUCAAGAUAUGUGUGCUUGUACAUCCACUGAGAUCAACAAGUAUAUCAAGGUGAUCAAUGAUGUUUGCAAAGAGGACCUGGAGAAGCUCAAGGGAAAAGAGACAUCAUCAUCAUCUCAAUCCACACGUGUGACACGGAGGACACGCCGACGAGCCGAGGAUGAAGAAGAGCAGCACGUACAACUUCCUGAUACAAAACGUAGAAAACGAUCCACCAAAGAAGCAUCCACCACCACCACCACCAGUAAAUCCAUAGAAAAACCAUCAGCAGCAGCAACGCCUGCAACUAAGAAGAAUACUACAACUACAACUACAACUACUACGACUACUACAACUUCAAAUCCCCGGUCAGGUAUUGUUUCUAUGAUCAGCCAUCAACAUUACAAGGAUACCCGGCGAUACAAGGACUAUAUAGCUUGGAGUGAUGCCCUUCGUCAACAACUUAGAACUGUAACAUCCAAUACAGCUUCAUAA
Molecule: messenger RNA, 987 nt
Organism: Lichtheimia ornata
Lineage: Eukaryota; Fungi; Mucoromycota; Mucoromycetes; Mucorales; Lichtheimiaceae
Exons: 2
Coding region: 1-987 (328 amino acids)
Biological process (GO): DNA replication; DNA replication initiation
Cellular component (GO): nuclear origin of replication recognition complex
Source: RefSeq, a predicted model, not a curated record